AUGGCGUCAGUCAUACCAGUGAAGGAGAAGAAGCUCAUGGGUGUGCAACUAGGAGAGCUGCCCAGCUGGAUACUGAUGUGGGAUUUCACCCCUAAGAGCACUGCUGGAGCGUUUCAAAGAAGUUACUACCGGUAUUACAAGUAUGUCAAUGUGAAGAAAGGGGGUGUCGCUUGGAUUUCUAUGGUGCUGGCAGCUUAUAUGCUUUUCAACUACUGUCGUUGUUACAAGGAACUCAAGCACGAGCAGCUACGCAAGUACCACUGA
Molecule: messenger RNA, 264 nt
Organism: Zalophus californianus (California sea lion)
Lineage: Eukaryota; Metazoa; Chordata; Mammalia; Carnivora; Otariidae
Product: ATP synthase subunit f, mitochondrial-like
Exons: 1
Coding region: 1-264 (87 amino acids)
Biological process (GO): proton motive force-driven mitochondrial ATP synthesis
Molecular function (GO): proton-transporting ATP synthase activity, rotational mechanism
Source: RefSeq, a predicted model, not a curated record